AUGAAGCUUAUUCUUGUAUUGGCUGCCCUCAUUGUGAUUGUUUCCACUGCUAGCUCCCGGCGUGAUAGCUCCGAUUUCGACAGUUCACGUGGUUCUUCCGAGAGCUUCUCCCGUGGUUCCAACAGCAUCGCAUCUGACUCCAGCGGAAGUGUCAGUUCCAGCUUCGAAUCCAAAUCGAGCUCAAUUUCCAAUUCUCACUCAAAGUCCAACUCUCACUCCAACGAAUCGGAUUCCCGCAUCUCUAGCUCUCAAUCAAGAUCAUUUUCCAAUUCGGCGUCUGAUGAAACAAGUUCAUCAGAACAAGACAGAAGUUGA
Caenorhabditis briggsae is the source of this 315-nucleotide messenger RNA. The record is from RefSeq and is a predicted model, not a curated record. The transcript has a single exon. NCBI's taxonomy places the organism in Eukaryota, Metazoa, Nematoda, Chromadorea, Rhabditida, Rhabditidae. Bases 1 to 315 code for a protein of 104 amino acids.